AACCUGCGGUAGGAACUUUCAGCAGCGUUCAAGCUUUUUUAAUGUUUACAACGCAAAUAAAAGCCUCGACGCUUUGAUUAAAACUGUAUCAGCUCUGUGCUAUGGCGAUCCUUUUCGCUGUGGUAGCCCGUGGAACCACCAUACUCGCCAAACAUGCCUGGUGCGGAGGAAACUUCCUGGAGGUGACGGAGCAAAUUCUGGCGAGGAUUCCAUCCGAAAACAACAAAUUAACCUACUCGCAUGGCAGCUAUCUCUUCCACUACAUCUGUCAUGACAGAAUUAUCUAUUUAUGCAUCACAGAUGACGACUUUGAGAGGUCGCGCGCAUUCAGUUUCCUCAACGAAGUCAAGAAACGUUUCCAGACCACCUAUGGCUCUCGGGCUCAGACGGCUUUACCCUACGCCAUGAACAGCGAGUUCUCCAGCACUCUUGCGGCACAAAUGAAACACCACUCAGAUCCAAGAGGCUCGGAUCGGUUGACAGAGACGCAAAUGCAGGUUGAUGACUUGAAGGGCAUUAUGGUCCGGAAUAUUGAUCUGGUGGCACAGAGAGGAGAGAAACUGGAACUUCUCAUUGACAAGACUGAGAACUUGGUGGACUCGUCCGUCACCUUCAAGACGACGAGUCGCAACCUAGCCCGCGCCAUGUGUAUGAAGAACCUGAAAUUGACGAUCAUCGUCAUAAUUGCAGCGCUCGUGGUCCUGUUCAUAAUAGUAACGGCUGCAUGCGGAGGUGUGACUUGGCCAAACUGCCGGAGCAAGUAGGAAGCAAAGCUGGAGCUUCUUCCUUCACUCUCUCUGAUCUUGAAGGGAAAUAAACCACUCGCUCAAGA
Messenger RNA from Ictalurus punctatus (channel catfish), 832 nucleotides. It is a transcript of the gene vamp7, whose product is annotated as synaptobrevin-like 1. Gene Ontology annotation, molecular function: SNARE binding; SNAP receptor activity. Lineage: Eukaryota; Metazoa; Chordata; Actinopteri; Siluriformes; Ictaluridae. The record is from RefSeq and is marked provisional. Gene Ontology annotation, cellular component: SNARE complex; membrane. Gene Ontology annotation, biological process: exocytosis; vesicle fusion.